Molecule: messenger RNA, 1151 nt
Organism: Pelagomonas calceolata
Lineage: Eukaryota; Pelagophyceae; Pelagomonadales; Pelagomonadaceae
Source: the annotation of a GenBank genome assembly
CUCUGUUUUUGCCCCGGGCCAUCGCGCAAGCGAGCUAAGCCGUCGCCGCCACUGACGCGUGUUUCUAGCUGUUUACCGAGCCGCCCGCGUGUGUUCGCCAACUUCCUCGGGCCGCGCUGCUCCCCGCUGAAGCCUAAACCACAUCUGCCUUGAGCUCAGCCACACAGCCGCUGCCGCCUCGCUGCUCGCCACAGACGCAUUGAAUCGAAAAAAAUCAUGGCGCAAGCCGCAGAGAAGAUCCUGAGCACCCUCGCGCCGCACCUAAGGACCGUGGGUGUAGCCCUGCGCGGCGCCGGCGCGUCGCUCAUGGCCUAUGCGCCGCCCGCCGCCGCGGACGUCGGCGCCCAGCUCGAGGCGAACGGCGCCAGGCCCAGCGUGGCCGCCGGCGCAUUUGUUGUGCCGACCAGUGUGGAAUCAACCUGUCCCGGACUUCGCGUCGAUGGCGUGGAGAAGCGCCGUGAAAUUUAAUUCUUGCACAGGCACCCACGGCCACGCUCAUCGGCGACGUGGCGGUAGGCGCCGCCGCCGCCGUGAACUACGGCGCUGUCGUCGAGGCCAAUGGCGCGCGCCUGCCCAUCGAAGGCUACGUGGGCGACGGAGCUGUGGUGAAGAGCCCGGUGGGCGAAGGCGCGCUCGUCGGGCCAAACGCUGUUGUCCUGGGCGCCGUCGAGAGCAACGCCGUCGUCGGUGCCGGAGCUAUCGUAGGCGCCGGCGCCACUGUGUUAGGCAACUUGGGCCCCGGAUCUCUCUUGGAGCCGGGCGCGUCCGUGCCCGCGACGGAGCUCUGGAGCGGCGCACCCGCCGCCAAGGUCCGGGCCCUCGACGCGCGCGACCUCGAACAGGCGACCGCCGCCCGAACGCUCGCCGCGGAGGCCGCCGCGACGCACCGGGACGAGUGCGCCAAGGACUACGCGACCCUCCUCGCGGAGGACGCCGCCUGGGAGGACUCCGAAGCGCGCCACCCCAAGUACUUCAAGCCCGUCGCCGAGGACGCGCUGGACGAGAUGACGCAGGUCGGCGGCAUGGACACGGGCGUCGUGCCGGGCCGCAUCCUCAACUCGAAAAUUCAUGCAGCCGACGGCGCCGCGCCGCACGGGGACGCGACGCGCCACUAGGUGGCUCCUGCUUCUUUAACAUAGUAUAUAUCGGUG